This is a messenger RNA of Austrofundulus limnaeus, 953 nucleotides long. Its product is annotated as band 4.1-like protein 1. Gene Ontology annotation, molecular function: structural molecule activity; actin binding. Gene Ontology annotation, cellular component: plasma membrane; cytoskeleton. Lineage: Eukaryota; Metazoa; Chordata; Actinopteri; Cyprinodontiformes; Rivulidae. Gene Ontology annotation, biological process: actomyosin structure organization. The record is from RefSeq and is a predicted model, not a curated record.
ACCGUCAAAGGAGGCUACUCAGAGACCAGGAUAGAAAAAAGAAUCAUAAUCACAGGAGAUGAUGAUGUGGAUCAGAAUCAGGCACUCGCCAUGGCGAUCCAGGAGGCUAAACAGCAGCAUCCAGACAUGCUGGUGACAAAAGCAGUGGUUAUCAGGGAAACAGAGUCUCCCACUGAGGAGCUGCCUCAGAAAGUAGAGUCCUGAUUCAACACGGUGGCUUCUGAGAUGGAAGGGUGAAGUGUGUGUCUGUGGGGGGRCCUGACAGGUGAUGGAUCCUCCAGGAAAUAGUCCCCCCCCCCACUCCCCCAAGCAGCACGCCAUCAGCCCCGAUGAGAGGACUGUCUCCUCCCCACCAUGUACAUGUAGACAUCAGAACAGACUGCAACUCAUGAAUCUGUAAACCCUCAGCCCUGUCCCUUUAGACAAACAACUGUGACUCAGCCCGGACCCCCCGUCCUGACCUGGACCAGCUCUCCCACCUCUUCGGCAACAGAAAACGCGCUGGAUGAUUCAGCUUUGAUUCGAACAUGUUUCAGCUCGUUUGAGCCGGUGAGCUCAGCUUCUCAGAAAUGAUUUCUUCCUGUUUUAAAGGUCCCAAAUAUCUGAAGUGUGUUUGCCCAUUGUUCUCACCUCCCCGCUGGGACAUWUACACUUUAAUCAACUUAUUAGCUUUUUACAUUUUUAUCUGUAGAGAAUCUAAUUUAUGUUCAGUGUUUGCCUGUUUAUCAGUAAUAUUAGAUAAUAAUCUGCAUGAAUACGUAAUAAGAACAGAAGGAACGAAAAGAAACACAAACUAUACACCCAUGUUCCUUUAGACGCCUCGUGAGAAAAUGCAAAGGGUAAAAAGAAGUACUGGACCAGUGCUAAUGUCCACAGAAACUUUACUGAGCUGGUAUAACUGGUCCCAGUAAACCAAUCUUAUUUUUGUCAUCCUGUGUCACUGGGGCUGCAGA